AUAUACACGGUGCCAAAUCCCAGAAGACUGCUUUCUUCAUAGUUACCGCCGUGAAAGCCUCAAAUCUUACACAGCAUUGACUUGCAUCACCCUGAGGAAUACGUUCAGCACUUCAGCACGGCUGCCAUUUUUAAAAUUAAUCAGAAUCGAUCAGAAUAAUAUAAAGCAUGUCAACAGUACCAGGCAAACGAUUAAAACUUGAGUCAGAAGGUAGAUUAAAAAUUACUCAACAGCUGCGAAUUAAAUCAAGACGAAAAUACUUAGUGAAAAGAGAGAAGGACAAGAGAGCAGAAUUGGAGGCAGAUAUCAUUGAUGAUGAAUAUCUGUUUCAGGAGGAAGAGCUAACCGAACGGGAGCGUAAGGAACGUGAACACAAGAAGAAAUUACUUCAGUUGGCAAAGGAACAUGAGCAAGCACGUAAACUUGAGAAACAUCCUGUUGCACUGACUUUCGUCCAAGAUAUGUUUGCAGUGUCCAUCCUUUAG
Cryptotermes secundus is the source of this 485-nucleotide messenger RNA. RefSeq names its product pre-mRNA-splicing factor ATP-dependent RNA helicase DHX16-like. NCBI's taxonomy places the organism in Eukaryota, Metazoa, Arthropoda, Insecta, Blattodea, Kalotermitidae. The transcript has 3 exons. The record is from RefSeq and is a predicted model, not a curated record. Bases 168 to 485 code for a protein of 105 amino acids.